UUCACACGUGCUUCUGGCGCGCUUCGGCUCUGAGCCGGUGUGGGCUGACCAGCACCAUGCUGCGUAUUUCAGCCCUGCGGCUGCUAGGAUGCACCCGGUCCGGUAGGGUCUCGCUCCUGCAGGAGUCUGCCCCACGGUACUACGGUUCGUGUCCUCUUGGUGCCCGCGGCGAGGUCCGCGACGGGCGCGCUUACUUCACGACGCCCAUUUUCUACGUGAACGCGGCGCCACACAUAGGGCACCUGUACUCAGCGCUACUAACGGACGCCCUGUGCCGCCACCGUCGUCUCUGGGUUCCCGGUGCCGCCGCCACCCGAUUUUCCACUGGCACGGAUGAGCACGGCCUGAAGAUCCAGCAGGCGGCAGCCGCCGCGGGCCUGGCCCCGGCCGAGCUGUGUGACCGAGUCUCUGCCCAGUUCCAGCAGCUUUUCCGGCAGGCUGGUAUCGCCUCCUCCGACUUCAUCCGCACUACCGAGGCGCGGCACCAGCUGGCUGUGCAGCACUUCUGGGAGGUGCUGAAGGCCCGGGGUCUGCUCUACAAAGGGCUUUAUGAAGGUUGGUACUGCGCCUCAGACGAGUGCUUCCUGCCUGAGGCCAAGAUCACCCAGCAGGAGGGCCCAUCGGUGGAUGCGUGCCCGGUGUCUCUGGAGAGCGGGCACCCGGUGUCCUGGACCAAGGAAGAAAACUACAUUUUCAGGCUUUCCCAGUUCCGGGAGCCGCUCCGGCAGUGGCUGCAGGACGACCCUCAGGUCAUCACCCCCGAGCCGUUCCAUCGCACAGUCCUUCAGUGGCUAGAGGAGGAGCUUCCCGACCUGUCCGUCUCCCGCAGGAGUAGUCACUUGCACUGGGGCAUCCCGGUGCCUGGGGAUGAUUCACAGACCAUCUAUGUUUGGCUGGAUGCCUUGGUCAACUACCUCACUGUAAUCGGCUAUCCGGAUGCUGAGUUCAAAUCUUGGUGGCCGGUCACCUGUCAUAUAAUAGGCAAAGACAUUCUCAAAUUUCAUGCCAUUUAUUGGCCUGCCCUCCUUUUAGGGGCUGGCAUGAGUCUUCCACGUCGCAUCUGUGUCCACUCCCACUGGACGGUCUGUGGCCAGAAGAUGUCCAAGAGCUUGGGCAAUGUGGUGGAUCCCAGGACUUGCCUUGAACGGUACACUGUGGAUGGCUUCCGCUACUUUCUUCUUCGGCAGGGUGUCCCCAACUGGGACUGUGACUACUAUGAUGAAAAGGUGGUUAAGCUGCUGGACUCCGAGCUGGCAGAUGCCUUGGGAGGUCUCUUGAACCGAUGCACUGCCCAGAGAAUAAAUCCUUCUGGGACUUACCCAGCCUUCUGCACUGACUGCUUCCCCAGCAAGUCAGGGUUGGUGGGGCCAUCAGUUCGUGCUCAGGCAGAGGAUUAUGCUCUGGUGAGCGCAGUGGCCUCUUUGCCCAAGCAGGUAGCAGACCACUAUGAUAACUUUCAGAUAUAUAAGGCUCUGGAGGCAGUGUCCAGCUGUGUUCGGCAGACUAAUGGCUUUGUCCAGAGGCAUGCACCAUGGAAGUUGAACUGGGAGAGCCCAGUGGAUGCUCCCUGGUUGGGUACUGUACUUCAUGUGGCCUUGGAAUGUUUGCGAGUCUUUGGAACUUUGCUCCAGCCAGUCACCCCAACUCUAGCUGACAAACUCCUGUCCAGGCUGGGGGUCUCUGCCACAGAGAGGGGACUUGCAGAGCUCCGUUUCUUGCCUCGAUUCUAUGGACAUCCUUGCCCUUUUGAAGGGAGAAGGCUGGGACCUGAAACUGGGCUUUUGUUUCCAAGACUGGACCAGUCCAGGGCUUGGCUAGUGAAAGCCCACAGAACCUAGAAACUCAGUUCUUAUUGGCUUGUGAUAAAAAAGUGAUGGUGAAGGGAGGAAAUGAUCAGUGCUCCAGGAAUUUCAAACUGGAUUUAGUGAUUUCUCCAAGACUCCAUAAGAGAACAUCACAGAGAAGAUGUUAAGGUAUCAAUUUAUACAAUGACUAUAACACAGUAAGCUAGUGUUACAUCUCAUAGGUGACUGGACGGCUCAGCCAAAGUUUAAAAUGAGAACUUGCCUGGAAAUACGCAUUCUAAGUAUGGUAGGAAGCAGAGAGGACUCUCUAUGAAGUAAGCUAUUGUGUUACUAGUUCCCUCACAUUUAUCCUAGGUGCUACCAUUCAGCUACAGGUUCCUACCAUUGCUUGGAAAAUAGUGCUAGGAGGAAUUCUAAAGGUGGAAGAGUUUCCGCAGAUGUUUCUUUAGAGCCUCCCUAUUCAUAAUGGAAUCCUGGGCUUUCCAUGUGAGCUAUUACAAUUACUUGCCUAAAUUACUAGGGUGGAUUACUGGGGGAUAGGGUGGAGUGUAGUAUCUUUUAGGCCUGGAUAUGGCAGAGACUAGUGAAAGAUAGAAUGUGUUUACAUAGAUAAAGGAAAAUCAGAGUUGGAAAACCAGUGGGAUGUUAACCUCUGCCCCUUGAAUUGCCCGUAUAGCAGUCUUAGGGUUCCUGUCAUGGGCCAUGGGUAGAGAGACUGUGUAAUCUUUCCCCUUGAGUGAUCUUCCCGUGGCCUACUGCUGGUCAGUACUCUGGACCUUGGUUUGCCAGAGGUUGAUACUAAUGGAGUACUGUUUGUGCAGUGUGUCAUUUGUGAAGGUACUUAACUGGCUACCAGAGUAUUUGUGGUACCACAGGGCACAAGGAAAUAGGGGUACCAGAUAGGGUAUAAAUUACUAUGGUAAGGUGUUUUGAGUGGAAGAAUGUUCUAAGUUCUGACUUCUGAGAACCCGUUAGACUCUAUAGGAGGCACAAGAGGUAAAACAGAUAUUUUGUGGGUACUGAGUUGAUGUGCUUGUUUUGAUCCAGCAGUUUAAGAAUGGCAAGUGGAAAUAGGUAAAACUUAAAACCAGAGUGCAAGUGCUUCCAAGAGCAGGCAUCCUAACCAUUUCUGGGAGAAGAUAAUAAAUCUGUAGAGCUCUUAAACUGGUGGACGCCUUGGCCUAUCCUGCUGUAGCUAUUCAAGGAUAACAAUUGUAUAAGCAUACUGUCUAUACUAUCACUGGACACUUGGCCACCAAACUUUGAAGGUGGCCUUGAUGGAAGAAAUUCUAUUCCCAAGUAGGGUGAUUGACUUUCACUGGGGUCAGCUUCUGGGAGAAGUUGGCCAAGUAUUGCAUUCCCUGGAUUUAGGGUUCUUCUGAGAAAGAAUCUCCCUGUUUCAGAACUGUUAAUACUUAUUUGGCAUCUUGUAAAUCCUUGACCAGUAAGAAGUUUCCCCAAAAUAGUAUCCUUAAGGCUCUCAAGUAUUUAUUUUGGAGUAUCUCCUGGAGGCAAUGUUGCAGGAGGUGAUAAAGACGGCCUACAUCAGGUUUUCAUGAGAUAUCCUAUUAGGAGGGUAUUAUCAAGAUAUCAACUCAGUAGAUUCCCAUCCUGUCUACGAAGUCAUGAAAGAAGUUGUGGGCAAUGUGUAUGUUAAGUGACACAACUGUAUACAAGAGGGCUAUUCCACAAGUGAACAUCAUAGGUUAGGCAACUCAGAAGUCUAACUUUAUGAAGAACUGUGACUAUAUGGAGAUCAAGGAUAGGCUUGUUGUUGUUAGGUGCUGUCAUGUCAGCUCCGACUCAUAGUGACCCUAUGUACGACAGAAUGAAAUACUGCCCGGCCCUGCACCCUCCUCACAGUCCUUGCUACGUUUGAGCCCACUGUAGCCACUGUGUCUGUCCAUCUUGUUGAGGGCUUCCCUCUUUUCACUGACACUGUACUUUACCAAGCAUGAUAUCCUUUUUCAGAGAUUAGUCCUUCCUGAUAACAUGUCCAAAGUACAUAAGACGAAGUCUUGCCAUCCUCCCUUCUAAAGAGCACUCUGGCUGUACUUUUUCCAACACAGAUUUGUUCAUUUGGUAUAUUCAAUAUUCUUUGCCAACACCAUAAUUCAAAGGCCUCAAUUCUUCCUAGGUCUUCCUUAUUCAUUGUCCAGCUUUGGCAUGCAUAUGAGGCAAUUGAAUAUACCAUGGCUAGGGUCUAAAAAAAAAAAAAAUUUUUUUUUUUUUUUUUAGGGUCAGGCACACCUUAGUCCUUAAAGUGACAUCUUUGAUUUUUAACACUUUAAAGCACUCUUUGGCAGCAAAUUUACCCAAUACAGUAUGUCGUUUGAUUUCUUGACAGCUGUUUCCAUGGGCAUUGAUUGUGGAUCCAAGUAAAAUGAAAUCCUUGACAAUAUUUUCUCCAUUUAUGAUGUUGCUUAUUGGUCCAGUUAUGAGGAUUUUUGUUUUAUGUUGAGCUGCUGUAGUGUUUGAUCUUUAUUAGUAAGUACUUCAAGUCCUCUUCUCUUUCAGCAAGCAAGGUUGUGUCAUCUGCAUAUUGCAGUUUGUUAAUGAGUCUUCCUCCAAUCCUAAUGCCCCAUUCUUCUUCAUACAGUCCAGUUUCUUGGAUUAUUUGCUCAGCAUAUAGACUGUCACCUUUGAAUUGUGGUGUUGGUGAAGAAUAUUGAAUAUACCACAGACUGCCAAAAGAAUGAACAAAUCGGUCUUGGAAGAAGUACAACCAGAAUGUUCCUUAGAAGCAAGAAUGGCGAGACUACAUCUUACAUACUUUGAACAUGUUGUUAGGAGGGAUCAGUCCCUGGAGAAGGACAUCGUGAUUGGUAGAGAGUUAUCGAAAAAGAGGAAGACCCUCAACGAGAUGAACUGACACAGUGGCUGCAAUAAUGGGCUCAAGCAUAACAAUGCUUGUGAGAGUGGCAUAGGAGUGGGCAAUGUUUCGUUCUGUUGUAUCCAGUGUCGUGAGUCAGAGUCGACUUGAUGGCACCUAACAACAUACAGAUUGAAUAAAUGUGGUGAAAAGUUACAACUCUGAUGCACACUUUUCCUAAUUUUAAACCAUGCUGUAUUCCCAUGUUCCAUCUGGAUGACUGCCUCUUGGUCUACGCAUAGGUUCUGCAUGAACAGAAUUAAGUGUUCUGGAAUUCCCAUUCUUCUUGAUGUUAUCCAUAAUUUGUUGUGAUCCACACAGUUGAAUGCCUGUGUUUACAGAGGUAAACAUCUUUCUGGUAUUCUCUGCAUUCAGCCAAGAUCCAUAUGACAUUAACAGUGAUAUCCCUCAUUCUACACCCUCUUCUGAAUCUGGCUUGAAUUUCUGGUGGUUUCCUGUCAAUGCAUUACUGCAACUGUUUUUGAAUUAUCCUCAGCAACAUUUUAGUUACGUGUGAUAUAGUUUGAUAAUUUCCUCAUUCUGUUGGAUCACCUUUCUUUGGAAAUGGCACGAAUAUGGAUCUCUUUCAGUCAGUUGGCCAGGUAGCUGUCUUCCAUAUUUCUUGGUAUAGAUGGAGUGAGCACAUCCAGUGUUGCAUCCGUUUGUUGAAACAUCUCAAUUGGUAUUUCCAUCAAUUCCUGGAGCCUUGUUUUUUUGGUACAGUUUUUUGGUACAGUGACUGUGUAUUCCUUCUCUCUUUUUUUAAUUUCUCAUUCAAAAAUUUAUACAUAUAUUGUUUUGUGACAUUAGUUGCAAUCUUUACAAUGUGACGGCACGUUCCUCCAUGCCAGCCCGGGUUCUCUGUUUCCAUUCAACCAGUUCCUGUCCCUUCUUGCCUUCUCAUCCUGCUUUUGGAGAGGAGCUGCACGUUUGGUCUUGUGUAUCUGAUUGAACUAAGAAGCACAUUCCUUACGUGUAUUAUUUUUUGUUUUAUAGUCCUGUCUAAUCUUUGUUUGAAGAGUAGGCUUCGGGAAUUGAUACAGUUCUGGGUUAACAGUAUGUCUGGGGGCCAUAGUUUUGGGGGUCCAUCUUCUUUUGAUGCUUCCUACAUCAUUCAAUAUUUUGCCCAUAGAAUCCUUCACUAUUGCAACUUGAGGCUUGACUUUUUUCUUCAGUUCUUUCAAAUUAAGAAAUGCCGAGUGUGUUCUUCCUUUUUGGUUUUCUAACUCCAGGUCUUUGUUCAUUUCAUUAUAGUACUUUACUUUGUCUUCUCAAGCCACCCUUUGAAAUCUUCUGUUCAGCUGUUUUACUUCAUCAUUUCUUCCUUUCGCUAUAGCUCUGUGUUCAAAAACAACUCUCAAAGCCUCUUCUGAUUUUUGGUCUUUUCUUUUUUUCCUGUCUUUUUAAUGACCUUUUGCUUUCUUCAUGUAUAGUGUCCUUGAUUUCAUCGCACAACUCGCCUGGUUUUUGGUCAUUAGUGUUCAGUGCAUCAAAUCUUUUCUUGAGGUGGUAUCUAAAUUCAUGUGGGAUAUACUCAAGGUCGUACUUUGACUUUUGUAGACUUGUUUUAAUUUUCUUCAGCUUCAGUUUGAACUUGCAUAAGAGAAAUUGAUGGUCUGUUCUGCAGUUGCCCCCGGCCUUGUUCUGACUGAUGAUACUGAGUUUUUCCAUCAUUUCUUUCCACACAUGUAGCUGAUUUGAUUCCUGUGUAUUCUAUCCCAGGUCCACAUGUAUAGUCACUGUUUAUAUUGUUGAAAAGGUGUUUGCAAUGAAUAAGCAUUGGUCUUGCAAAAUUCUAUCAUGCCAUCUCUGGCUUCAUUUCCAUCAGCAAGCCUGUAUUUUCCAACUACUGAUCCUUCUUCUUUGUUUCCAACUUUCAUAUUCCAGUGACCGGUAAUUAUCAGUGCAUCCUGAUUGCAUGUAUGAUCAAUUUCAGAUUGGAGAAGUAGGUAAAAAUCUUCAAUUUCUUCAUCUUUGGCCUUAGUGGUUGGUGUGUAAAUUUGAAUAAUAGUCGUAUUAACUGCUCUUCCUUGUAGGUGUUUGGAUAUUAACCUAUCACUGACAGUGUUGUACUUCAGGAUAGAUCUUGAUAGGAUAGAUCAGGGUAGGUUAGAGCAAGAAAUAGGCAUAAUCUGUGAGGUUGUGUUGAAAGCUCUGUUAUUCUGUAAGUAGGCUUCAUUCUUCUUGAAACACUUAUGGAGUCUGUAGAGGCCAUAAAGAGCUUGAUAAAUUUAAUGUUAAGUUGAUGUCAAAAUACUUGAGAAAGACCUAGGUGGGAACAUGGACUCUGAGGCACAAGGUCUUUUGUACAGUUUUACCAGUGAUUGGGACAUAGCUCUUCAGAUCUGGGAAAUGCUGAAACCUAAGUGAAGCCAAUAAUUGGUCAAGUUCUGGGCCUCUAACUAAUAUGGCUCAUAACCAUGAAGUACCUUGGGCAGCAGGUGACAGAAGCAAGCAUUCAACAGGUUCCUCCUUGGGCAUUAUGGUAGGAAUGGUUUCCUGGAUCUCUGGCUGCUCCAUCCCUACUGGGCAUAUAGUGGCAGAGUCAGUCUGCAUGAGUGUAGACUUCAAUUACAGGGGAUGCCAGGCUUACUGGCUACAAUUUGGCCCAUAAAACUGCUGUAUGCUCCUUAAUCCAUAAUUGCCUUCUGGAGCCAAUUCCCUGCUAGUCAGAGUUCUACCAAAAUAUAGAACAAGUCUUAGUAGUUGUGGCAAGCCUUAGUGAGCACUCGCCCUCACUUCUGCCAGAUAGUGACUAAUAUUAACAUCAAUCCAACAGAAGACAGGAAGGAGAUUAAAAAAGGGUAAAGAAAAAUAUGAUAGAGAAUCCAUAAUAGGAUACCUGUUGCUGUCAAAUCGAUUCUGACUCAGUGACCCUAUAGGACAGAGUAGAACUGCCCCAUAAUAGUUUCCAAGGAGUGCCUGGUGAGUCUGAACUGCUGACCUUUUGGUUAGCAGCUGUAGUACUUACCUGCUAUGCCACCAGGGUUUCAAUAGGAUGGAAGAAGUAAAUACAAAUAUAUCAAUAAUUGUAAUAAAACUUCAUAGAGUGAACCUCCUGUGGAAAGCAGUUUUCAGAAUUAAAAAGCUAGCAAUAUGCAGUUUAAAAGGGAUAUACUUAAACAUAAAAGAGACGAAAAACGAAAACAGCAAAACACUGUUAUUGUUAAAAAAUGUCAAUUCAGUUCCAACUCAUAGUGACCCUGUAUACAACAGAAUGAAACACUGUCUGGUCCUGUGCCAUCCUCACAAUCAUUGAAACACUAGGCAUAUAUUAUAACCAAAGAAAGCCAGUACAACAACAUUAAUAUUAGACAAUCUAGAAUUGAGGGGGAAAAUCAUUACUAAAGAUAAAAUGGGACUUAAUAUAAAAGGAAUAAUCUACCAACAAGUUACAAGAAUUAUGAACUUUUAUGAUCUAACGUAGCCUCAAAAUUUAGAAACCUAAAAUUGAAAAUUACAAGAAUUGUUAAAAUCCACAAAAAAACUGAAAUUGCCACUCAUGCAUCUAGAGCCUAAAGAAAACAUGCAAUGAGAAAGUAAAAAUACUUCAUGCUAGACACUGGCACUUCAGGCUUUUUAAUGCUCACUAUCAUCAUUGCUAAGUGUAGAAAAAAAUUACAGCAGGCAAGGUUUUGUGACUCAAAAACAUAUCUUUUCCGUACAUGCCUUUGUGAAAGUAAUAACUUGCUUUUUAAAUAGAAAUGCCAGUCAGAUAUAUCUGUUCAGUAAAUCCUCCUGUGGAUUAAAAGGGGAGAGUCCCAAGGCUAUAAUUUUUCCCGUUUUUAGUUAAGUGAUAGGUGAAGAUGAAGGGAGAAAACCAACAGUUCUAUGCUUUUUGUUUGUGUUCUCUCAUUUUUCCCAUCAGCCCUAUGAGGUAGGUAUUAUUCUUUCUCUGUUUAACUGACAAGAAACUGAGGCAUAGACUCAGUAACUUGGCCAAGAUUAUACAGCUUGUAAAACAGGAGAGCCUAGACUCAAACUUGUCUUGAUGCCAAAGCUUCACCACCCUCUUUAGCACCAAUACCACCAUCAAUUACUGAGUAUGCUGUAUUUUUACACAAAUAACACACACAUUAUGUUUUUGCCAACUGUGCCUUCCCUCCCCUGCACAUUGUUUUUGUAAGCAUAGUAUGUGGGCCUGUUAUAUACAUGGGCAUGUUAUUUGGGGAAAAAAUACAGUAUUCUGAAGGCAUUCAUUCCUUUACGUAUUGUGGGAAGAGGAAGUAGUAUAAUCAGAUCCAAAGAUCUGAAGACGAAAAGUCCAAAUAAGAAUGCUUAAUUGAAAUAUAUCAGUUAGUGUUUCAAGAUGAGAAAUUGGUUUCUUGAUAGAUUAUGAAACAGAUGAAUGCCAAAACAGAAACUUAGGAAAACAUAGCUGCCUUUAUUAUGAGGUGGGGUAUAUUUCUGUUCUGCUUUCAAUAGCUUCCUUUGUGUCCUAAACUUGCUUACUGGGCCGGUGUAACUAUUAAAAAUUUUAAUUACUGUAUAGUCUCUCCUUUUCUUUUUCCUUAAGCUUAUUUUGUUUCUUAUUUUCAGAUCAGUGUUCCAAAUUCUAGAAUCCAACAGUUCUCCUCUAAGUAAGAGUACAUUGUCAUAAAUUUGUGAAUCUAAAUAUUUUGAAAUGACACUUUACUAAUUAAUACUUUAAGUACACAUUUAUGUCUAAACAUGAAAACAUAUCAAUAUUCAAGUUUUAUUUGAAUUAACUAUUAUAGUAACAAAUCCAGAGAAUUUUUACUAGAGGUCACAAACACUGAAAUAUUUUCAUUUCAUACAUACAGUUUUAAUACAAGUGAACUUAUUAAUAAGACUCAUAUAUAUUUUAUUAAGAAUUUAAUAAAAUCAUUUAUUGCUUUGGUAUUCUUAUGGUAUCUUUCCUAACAAGCCUGCAGAAACCAGGUUAAAUGUCCUUCGACUACAGUUACCAAAGCGUAUACUACUCCAUUAGCUAAAAUGUUAUAUAUUGGAUAACUCCUGAUAAACUGUAUCUCAUGUGACAGUGGAGACAUGUUUUAACUUCCCAAAAUUAAAUGGAGACUUUAUCACAUAAAUAAUACUCAUUGUCCUGUCUUACAUGUUUUAUGAAAUGUGGAUGUUACACGUUGAGCAUACACGUUGAAGUGUGAUGAAACCUAUUUAUACAGGUCUCUUAGCUAUCAUUUUAAAUGUAUUUUUAAACUGUAUCAAAGUAUACAUUAAAGGUGUGUAUUAAAGUCCUUGCUAACUUACAAGGCCAAGACGACUUACAUCUUUAUGUUUUAAAUAAUUUCCUCAGAACUCUGUUUAAAUGCAAGCAAUAUAGUUUCAUAAUUAGCAAGGCAUGAUGGAUGCUUUUUCAGUGUUUUUGCACAGUAGAUUUUGACUUGCUGAUGAAUCAGACUGAUAUGUCAUAAAAUGUGUCCUAUACACCAUAGUUUAGAUUACCUUUAAAAACCACUCAGUAAAGAAAUUUAUAAAGGUUUUCAUAAAGACUCUUCAGUCCUGGUAAAUUGAAAUUACUGCAUUAACUUUUUAUAGUUAAAUUUCUAUGAAACUUAUUUCACAGAAAAAAAGGCACAGCCUUAACACUCUAUGUUUUAUGUAAAUGAAACUUUUUCGCACUGAGUUCUGUUUGAUUUUAUAACUUAUUACUGGAAUGUAAUUAAAUCAAGUUACAAUGUAUAAGAAGGCUAUUUUGGUAUGAGAGAAGAAAAUACUAAGUUCUAAAAUAAAGCAAAGUAUUGAAAACAGGUAAGGUUAAUUGAAUGGAAGCUAAUGGUGAGAAUUUCAUACCAUUUGGAAGGAGUAUUUUUGCUAAUAUGAAGAAAAUAUUACCAUAUGAUAUUGCCUGGCAUAGUAUAAAAAGUAAUUGUUAAUGAUCCUGAAAGUAGAAAGUUUGUUCUUAUUAAAAUGGCCACAUAAAAAUCAGCCUCUAGAAGAUAAUUUCUGACAAUUUAAAAAUAAAACCUUUUCAGAUGUAACUGAUGUUAUAAAAUUAGUUUUCUAACCUAGGAAAAUAUAUAUCACUUCUUAUUCCAUAAUUCAUGGAGACCAUCUAAAAGUGGAGCUUGCAGCUCCAGGACAUAAAUAACUGUGCAGCUAAGUGUAAAAAUUAGGAAAUCAAUGUGAUCUCAGAGAAAAAAACAAAAAACAGGAAAAAUACUGAAAACUUAUUGUUUAACACUGAAAAUAAUGAGAAAGGGACUAACCAAGUUAAACCAAGUUAUCAAAACCCACCACUGGCAAAUGUUUGUAGAGGUAGAUGUUUGAAUAUCCAGUAUGUGAAGGUAGGUAAGUCUGAGCUCAAGAGUUUUAAACUAGCCAUUCUCUAAAGAAAGGCACACAGCUAUGGCAAAGGCAUAAAAAUAUAUUUAUUAAACAUAGGAUUUGUUGCUGAGUUUAUUUUAUCUUCACUUUUCCAUUGGCACAGAAAAUACCAGGAUAUUAAAUGUGUUAUUUUAAUUGAAAGCUGCUAUUCUUUUUUAUUCUUACAAACAGUUGGAAAUGGCCUGUAUAAAAUAAUCUUAAGGUUAACCUUACCAGUCAGUAUUUGAAUACUUAUAUAGGACUCGACGGCAUUGGGUUUUUUUUAUAGGGCAGAAGAAAUUCAAAUGUAUUAGUAUCUUUUUUGAAUAUUUUGCGUAAUAGGUCAGACAGUAAUAAUGAUUUUAGGAUGUUUCUUUUACAUGUUGCUAAAUGUAUAUUACCAAGUUAAUAUUGUGUGGCUUUCUCUACUUUGUUACCAAAGUUAGACAUUUUAAAAAUAAAGAUCCUAAAUGAUUGGCCUGAAACACAUUGUAUUAAAAUCAUCUCAAAUUGUUAAUGAUAUUUGAAAACUAUUACCCUUCUGAUGUCUUCUUCAAAACACCAAGGGAAAAAAAGGUAUUUUUUUAGGCAAUACUUCUUAUGUUAAUUAAACAUUUCUUUUAUAUACCAUCAUUGGUUGUUUUAGGAACUACAUGAGGCUAAUAAGGCUGGAUGUUUAGUCUCUGUGUCUUUGUUCAUUUUUAUCAUGACCUGUAGUAAAAUGACCUUAAUGAUUAAAAGCUACGACACUGAUCUUUCAUAGUUAUUAAAGCUGUUUGCUAUCAUGGCUAUGUUAUAUUAUUUAUAAAAUAAGAGCAAAAUCUCACAAUUUAAGCAAAAAAAAUUUUUUUUUGGUAUAUCAAUGAAUUUUCAUACCACCUCAGUUCUUCUUUACUUUUUGUCUGGAGAGAAAAAUAAAUAUAAUAUUGUUAUAGCUGAAUGAAAGUAAUAUCAAAGUACAUCAGUAUAUUUUGAUAAAGAGCACAAUUGUCUAAAAGUAGCCAAGAAAAACACUUUAAUUGUAAACCUUUUCUUGAAGCAAAAUCCAUUUACUUGUGGACUCAAAAUUUACAAAAGUUUUAGAACCAAAAUGCCUUUGUAUACACUGAGUAAACUGAAUAAUAAACAUAGGUAGGAUUAAAACAUGCUGAAAACACCAGACAAAUGAAUAUUAAGUAGAUUGUUUCAUGAUAUUUUGACUAGGGUCCUAGUAACAGAACACCUAACCUAAACAAUAUAUUAUUUUGUUGUAGCAAAAUGUUUUUAAAAAGGUGGAGUGGCUUUAGGCGGUGCCAAAAUAUUCCUUAACAUAACUAUGUUAUUGCCUUUUAUUCCACAGCCUAUAUAUAGUAGCUCAGAAACAUUAAGAUGAUAAGCCCAAAAAGUACAUACAUCCGUGGGCAGUUCAUCAUCCUUUGUGAGACAGGUUAAAAAAUUAACUCAGGUUAUAAUGGGGUUAUCGUCUUCCUAGGAUUAUAAGAACACUAUGUGGUUCAUAUGUAAUUCUUAUUCUUCUUCAGCAAAAGUGCACCUACUUUAGCUUUUAAAGUGGACUUGAAACUAAAAUAGUGAAGACAAAAAAAAACUCCAAGUAUUGUGUAAUCAAAUUUCAUCAAGCGGUAAAUUUCCAUGUAGUCAAUUUAAAUAAUGAUCAUUUAUAAUAUAACUUAUUGUUUUUUUAUUAAUCCAAUCUCCUAUAAAAAGAAUGUAAUAUUUUUAUAGGAGAAAUGUGAGAUAUAUAUUAAACAGGCAGUAUAUAAAGAAAAGUUAGUAUGGCCAUUCUUUAGUUUUAAAAAGUUCUAGUGAGUGUGGCAUUUUUUAGUUGUAAAAAAAAUUCUCCAAUUUUGUACGAGCAGGCAGUCAUGACUUCUUAGUAAUUAAAAGGUGAAAUACAAUAUUAUGAAUAAAUUUUAUUCCAUCAAAGUUAAUUUUUAAGCCUAGAAACUUCACAAACUAAUAACUGAGUGAAAGAUAAAAAGGAAUAUUGUCACAGUGUUAACAGAAGAAAUAUGUAUCCAGUCUGACAUAAGCAGUGAAUGCUUAUCCUUGCUAAGAUGCUAUAAGAAGCGUUAUACAUCAUACAUGAAUGACAGAAGAGGAUCUAUAAUAGAUAUGAAAAUACUCUAAGUAUAUUUAAGAAUAGUGUGAACUUUGGCCUUAGUAACUGGUAUAAAUGGUCAUAAUAUGACAGACUUCUGGAUAUUAGAUUAUUUUUUACCAUAUAUUUAUUAACAUCAGCCAAGAUUUCUAAUAAAAACCUAGAAUUUGAAAUGUUUUAUUAAAAACGUAGGUAAAAUAUACACAAACCUAAAUACAGUGAAAUCAAAAUAAUGUGGAAAUGAGAAUCUAUACUACAUAUAUUAUUUCCCUAAUUAAGAUAAUGUUUUCUUGAACUAUACCAUAUUACAAAUAGCCUGUUGUCCUGUAUAUUCUGUAUACCCUAUGGCUAUGUCUUCAAAUAUGAAACAUAUGGGAUAAAUCAGAAAAACUCAAAUACCAAAGAUGUUUUUAAGUGGUUGUAUAUGAGGUUAUCAUGUUGGUAAGAUAGCCAGAUGACAACCGAACUUUAUCAGGAUAUUUGUUAUCUUAUAGACAUAACCUUUGCUCCAUUUGUUACAGAUUAUAACUUUAUGUUGCUUAAAUGUGUGUGAAUUAAUAAAGGAAAUCAUGAUUUUAUCCUGAAGCUCCAAUGUUCUGGCUACUAAGAUUUCUUUAAUUCCCUUAAAAAAGCAAAAACAUUUAACCUUUAAGUAUAUCCAAAACCCUCAUAUUUGUUACCAGACCACAUAUGGGCUAGUUGUUUUCUAUUACUAGAUAAAAUAGGUAUCCAAGAUUCUACAUAACAGAAUCAGUAGAGAAAGAUGGGGUGAAAAUUGAAUCCUCUGCUCUGAAAUCUUUCCUAGGAUGAAAGUGUAGGCUUCGAGAAUACUGAGGUUUCAAAACCUACAGAUGAAGGCUGAGAAAAGCUUCUUCUCACAGAAUGUAACCUUUGCUCCUAUUAAGAGAUUUAAAGAAAAUUAGGGUUUUAAUGCAUUUUAAAUGGCUCUUAUUUUAUAAUUACUUAAGGGAAAGAUUUUAAAAAUAAGAUAUUAAUUGGGUCUGGAUUCUGAGGAGAGAAGGUGUACUUUAGGAAAUUCCCACUAAAAGGAGUAGGUUAUCUUAUGAGCUGCUGGUGAUUGGGAAGCAUUCAAGGGCUAAACUGUUAAGCUGCCUAUACAAAGAGGCUCAUUAGGAGAGAUCUGAGAAUAGCCAUAUCCAGUGGCAUUACUAAAUGAGUGGGUUAUACUUCUGUUGUGUCAUUCCUGAACUUUGAGUAAAGAUUUGUUAAAAAAUUUUUUUUAUGUACUUAGUGAUAUACAAAAUUAGAGUCAGAUUCUGUGGAUGAGAAAGCAACUAUUCAGAAAAACCAGGCAAUUAUUAGUAAAUUAUUUUAUGUCAGUAAUGUUUCAUUUUACUGUUAAGAAUAACAUCCAAUGAAUAGACCCUAUGUUCCAACAAGUGAUUUUUAUUUAAAUCACUGCAGAACGUAAGGAUUGCUGGAGGUAACUGCUUUGUUCAAGAUUCUGAGAACAGGAAAAUUUGAGCUAAGGCAUCUGCGUUGACUGAAUGCCCACUUCAGAGCAUCAGAGUGUAGCCAAAUCCCUUUGCCUAAAAACCCCAUCAUUUGCUCUGGCUGCUUUAAGUGAUGUGAGUUUGGAUGUAUCUAUGAUUCAAGAAGAAUGCAAGCAUCAAGGAACUUGAGUUUAUUUUAUGAAGCUGAAUGUGAAGUAGUACCGGGGCCAAAUCAACUGCCCAGCCUGAAUCUGACAACAGAAAUUUAAUAGCAUGUGAUCUAAUAGUUCUUCUAAAAAUGUAACUAGCAACUUAUAUGUAGUUAAGGGAAAUGAACUAAAGUUUCUAAGAUAAAAACUGAAAUUUUUCCGAAGAGGCAUGGUUGAUUAUAUACAACUGGAAUUUUCAGAUUUGGGCACAUAUGCCACUCUGUUGACCUACCAAGACUCUGAGCAUGUCUACCAACAAUGAAAUGGCUUGUCAGUGCUGGAAUGGGUAACUUAAAAAGAUCAGGAGUAAGUCUUAAAAAUGAAUAAUUUUUCUAUGGCAUAUGAAGCCUAGAUACUUUUAGGGUUGCAAAUAUUUUAAGCUGUGCUAUCAGACACUGAAAUUGAUUCAUAUUACUUGUGGAUCCUUUGUGAAGUUACAAACACUGGUAUUCUUCCAACCAGAAAAGAAACACAUUUAUGAAGUAUUGUAAAAUAAGUUACAGAUUGUUUAUCAAAAUCAGUAUUGUGAGAAAAUUUACCCAGAUGACAUAGGCCAUAUUUAAUCUUAGGUACUGCUACAGUUUUUGAGCUAAGGGGACAAUUAUGAUAACCCAUUUAUCUCAGAACCACACCAAACUGUAUAAAAAAUGGCAUAAGUUUGGUACUUGUCAUUAGGAUGUAAAAAAGAAAUCUAGAAAUGUUAGUUGAAUUCUUUCCCACAAGAGCAAAUUACUACAGAGGGUCUAUAUAAAGAUUGAUAAAUGCUUAUGUUUUAGUUAUGAGCAAGAACAAUGGAAAAGAACAGCAACCACCAAAGGCUCACUUGUUUUUGUUGGUGGAUUUUAUUUUUUUAAGAACAUGUGGAGAUGUGCCAUGUUCCUAAAAUAGAGUAGAUGGCAUAGCCAAUAGAAAUCCUUUGCUGUCAGAGGCAUUAAAGUUUUUCUGGGAUACCUCAUAAGCUUUUUCUUCUCACCUUCUGUUUCAUCUUAUAUUUUCUAGAAUGCUAACUUGCAAUAAUACUUUUUAGGAAAAUUUUGAUGAACAAUCUAAAAAAUUAAAUCUUAGGGUAAUUCUAUUUCCAGUACUUUGGUUAGGAAACUGGUUCACCCUCAGGUUACUUGAUAAAAGCAUGAUUAAAUUGUUUCAUGUCUAUCAAUUUAAUUCUUUAUUUUAGAAUUGAAUUUUUUCUGAUUUAGAUUCCCAGAUGUUUAAGGGGUUAGAACAUUUUGUUUGUAUUAGACUUAAUUUUAGUGAUUCAAUGAAAGAUGGCUCAUAACUCUUAGUUGGGACAGAAAUUAUUUCUGAAAGCAUUAUGUUCUUGAAGGACCUCCCCCCUCCAUCUCUUGUCUCCUUAUAGGUGACUAUUUUUCACUGUAUUACAUGAUGGUACUGGGUAUAUAUAAAUAUAAGGUGCUACUCUUGCCUUGGGAUAAUAUAGUGGGAAAAAAAUACACAACAAAGUUAAAAUAAUUUUUAUAAGGGAUGUUAUCAUGGAUUUUAAACAAUCAAUGACUCAACCAAAGCUUUUUUGUAGAACUAUUUAGUAAUUAUACAGCAAAUUUAGUUACACAGGGAAAGUUACCAAGAUUUUAUGAUGAGUAUUUUAAGACAAAUUCUCAGUUGUAGACUCAGUUUCCUCAUGAAUAAAACAAGGGGUAACAGGAUCUCUGAGAUUCAUUUCAGCCUAAGUUAUACGGUUCUAUGAUUUGAUGUUUGUAACACAGGAGAAAAGGCUUAUUCCUAAACAUAAUUCAGUCCAUUUAUAUAGCUGUAUUAAUGGCUAAAGUGGAAAUCAUAAAGCUUCAAGGGUGAAAGUAAUAGAAUAAUCCAGGUGUAGGCCUUAUGACAUAAUCCCUUUUCAGACUAUACUCCUGAACCACAGUUUAAAGUUACAUUCACUUUCUAAUUUAUUAAUAGGGUUCCCUAUGUUCCAUUUUCCUAGAAUAGUCUUGGCUUAAGCCUGUUGUAUUAUUAGAAUUUUAGUUUUUGAAUAAAAUGAUUUUAUAGGUUUAUUAAUAUGAUAAAACUUGUUUAUCAAUAGAUACUAUUUCAAAGAUUAUAUAAUUUUUUUUGGUGCC
Molecule: messenger RNA, 16804 nt
Organism: Loxodonta africana (African savanna elephant)
Lineage: Eukaryota; Metazoa; Chordata; Mammalia; Proboscidea; Elephantidae
Gene: MARS2
Product: methionyl-tRNA synthetase 2, mitochondrial
Exons: 2
Coding region: 57-1838 (593 amino acids)
Biological process (GO): methionyl-tRNA aminoacylation
Molecular function (GO): methionine-tRNA ligase activity; ATP binding
Source: RefSeq, a predicted model, not a curated record